Molecule: messenger RNA, 3276 nt
Organism: Apis mellifera (honey bee)
Lineage: Eukaryota; Metazoa; Arthropoda; Insecta; Hymenoptera; Apidae
Gene: Impbeta11
Product: importin-11
Exons: 18
Coding region: 180-3104 (974 amino acids)
Biological process (GO): protein import into nucleus
Cellular component (GO): nuclear envelope; cytosol
Molecular function (GO): small GTPase binding
Source: RefSeq, a predicted model, not a curated record
AAAAAAAGAAAAGAACAGGAGGGGGGCAGCGUUCUGAAAUGCCGACUUGCGGGCGUGUGUGACAUUUUGAUGUAGAGUGUCUGAUGAUUUUCGUUAUGUAUCGAUUUAAUACAUAGAUAUUUACGAUAAAUGGAGUUUACCGAAAAUAGUUCUACAACCCCCAUAUAAGAUAGGAAGAUAUGGAUGCUGCAGUGAUAGAAAUCCUUCAACAAGCGGGUAGUCAAGAUCCUAAUAUUUUAAAACCAGCUGAACAAACUUUAAAACAAUGGGAAACUGAAAGGGGAUUCUAUACUGCAUUAUAUAAUGUAUUUUCUAAUCAUUCCUUGAGUAUCAAUAUUAGAUGGAUGGCUAUUUUAUGUUUUAAAAAUGGUGUUGAUAGAUAUUGGAGAAAAAAUGCUCCAAAUGGAAUUGCAGAUGAUGAAAAGGAAUUUCUUAGACAACGUUUAAUAGCAAACUUUGAAGAACCUGUAAAUCAAAUAGCUGUUCAAUUGGCAGCUCUUAUUGCCAAAAUUGCAAGAUAUGAUUGUCCUAGAGAGUGGCGUUCGUUAAUUCCAACAUUAUUAGAUGUUAUAAGAGGACAAAAUCCUUUGGCCCAACAUCGGGCACUGUUAACAUUACAUCAUGUUGUUAAGUCUUUAGCCUCUAAACGUUUAGCUCCAGAUAGACGACUCUUCCAAGAAUUAACCAUUAAUGUGUUCAGUUUUAUUCUGAAUUUAUGGAAUACAUACACAGAAUCUUUUCUUAUAAUGGCAUCAAAUGGAGCAGAUACAAAUCAGAUACAAGAAGCUUUAGAAAAAGCAUUACUUCUAUUAAGAAUACUUAGAACACUUAUUGUAAAUGGAUUUAAUAAGCUUUCAGAAUCUCAGGAUGCUAUGUCAUUUUUAGAAAUUGUUUUUGAACGUGCAAGAACCUGUCUUGAAUGCCGGAAAACAUUAAUAUCAAGAGGUAUAGAGAUGGAAGUAUGUGAUAAAUUCAUAAUUCAUUUGACUAAAGUAUUAAUAGGAGUAUUAGAAAUGCAUCCGUUUUGCUAUGUAGAACUAAUACCAACUUCCUUAGAAUUUUCUGUUUUUUAUUGUUUUACUGAAGCGGGUCAAGCUUUAGCUUUUGAAAGAUUUGUUAUCCAAUGUUUAAAUUUAAUGAAAGGCAUUUUGAUAUCUUCUUAUUACAAACCAGCUAAAGUUCUUGAAGAUACAAAAGAUCCAUUAACGUUAAGAGCAAAUCAGUUGAGACAAGAAUUUUUUACACCUGAAACAUUAACUGAAAUUUGUUCAAGACUUGUAACACAUUAUUUCCUUCUAACUCCUGCUGAAUUGGAAUUAUGGGAUACAGAUCCAGAAAAUUUUGUUGUUGAUGAUGGUGGUGAAUCAUGGAAAUAUAGUUUAAGGCCUUGUACCGAAUGUUUGUUUGUAGCAAUUUUCCAUCAGUUUGGAGAAGUACUUGUACCAAUUUUAGUUGAAUUAAUGCAAAGACAUCAUCAACCAGUUGAUCCAAAUAAUCUUCAUGCUAUUUUAGUAAAAGAUGCAGUAUAUAAUGCAGUCGGUUUAGCUGCAUUUGACUUAUAUGAUGAGGUAAAUUUUGAUCAAUGGUUUUCGACAACUUUAAAAGAAGAACUGAAAAUUCGAAGUAAUAACUAUAGAAUUAUUAGAAGACGAGUAUGUUGGCUUAUUGGACGAUGGACAACUGUAAAAUUAAGUGCAGAAUUAAGACCGGAAUUAUAUGAACUUAUGGUUGAAGUUUUGAGUCCUGAAGAAGAUUUAGGUGUUCGUUUGGCAGCAAGUGAUGCUUUAAAACUCGCAAUAGAUGAUUUCCAAUUUAAUCCAGAAGAAUUUUCACCAUAUUUAGAACCUGCAUUUUCUUUAUUGUUAUCUCUUUUAAAAGAAGUAAAAGAAUGUGAUACUAAGAUGCAUGUGCUAUAUGUAUUAUCAUUUAUGAUUGAACGUGCUGGUAGUGAAAUAAAUCCACAUGUUGGAACUCUUAGUUCAUAUCUACCAGCACUUUGGCAACAUUCUGAAGAAUAUAAUAUGUUAAGAUGCGCUAUAAUUUCAACACUUGUACAUCUGGAAAAGGCUUUAGGUCCUGAAAGUAUUGUUAUAGAACCUUUGGUAGUAGCUGUUAUUGCUUUAAGUUGCGACGUAAACCAAGAUUGUCAUGUUUAUUUGUUAGAAGAUGGAUUGCGAUUAUGGUUAGCUUUACUGGAAAACGCACCUGCGCCAACACCAGCUAUAAUGGAAUUGGCUAAAAAUUUACCUGCUGUUUUAGAACAAUCAUUUGAACAUUUAAAAUUAUGUUUGUACAUAGUUCAAGCAUAUGUAAUAUUAAGUCCUCAAGAAUUUUUAAGUCAAAGAGGAGCAGUUAUAAUUGAAACGCUUAGGUCAAUCUUAGGAGAUCUGAAUCCAGAAGGAGCAGUCAUGACAAUGACAGUGUUUGAACUAUGUUUAUGUGCUUCACCUCGACAAGGUGCAGAACUCAUUAAACCUGUUUUAAUAACUAUAUUUGAGAAUAUGUAUAGAGAGGAAGAAGUUAUGAUGACAAUGACUAUGUAUUUAUCUAUUGUGGCAAGAGUUCUAUGGUUUUAUAAAGAUAUUUUUAUACAGGUAAUAAGCGAAUUAACCAGAAAAAUGGGUAGAAAUGAAGCAAGAGAAGAUGCUGUAUUGGGAGAAAUAAUACAUAUAUGGGUUAAUCGAAUGCCAUAUAUUUCUCAGUUAGAAAGACGUAAAUUAUUAGCUCUUGCACUUUGUUCACUUCUUGGAGCUAAUAGUCCUCCUAGUGUUUUUCAACAUUUUCCACUAAUAAUAUCUAAUAUUGUCGGAACUCUUAAUGAUAUUACUAAAUUUGACGAUGUAAGAUGUGAACAUAUUGGAUGUGCUAUUGAUGGACAAUCUAGUCCAUCUCAAUAUGAGGAUGAAGAGUAUGGAAAUAAACAUGAACAACGGAAAAGAAGACUUGACUUUAGUGAUCCUUUAUCUAGUAUAUCUUUGAAAGAUACAUUACAAAAUCAGUUACUUACUUUACGCAGAUUAAUUGGAGAUAACCAAUUUAAUCAAUUGAUGUUAACCCUUCAUCCAGAAAUUGAUAAAGAACUUAAACUUUAUGUAUCUUUAUGAAAGAGGAGUAAAUCUAAUUAAAAAGAAGAAAAUAAUAUUAUAUUAAACGCGAUACGUGUAAAAAAAAGCUUUAUGGCGCUCUAUUGUAAAACGGCACUAUUUUAUUGUAUUAUAUUAGCUGUUUCACUGUACUAAUAAUGUUGAUAAUAAAAGACCUGUCAUUUCAAAAUUA